AUGGAUGCCGACGUCGAUGCGAUCGAUAUCGAUGAUGAGGAUGAAGACGAUGCUGGUAUAUUCAUCAUCUCCAAUGACUGCCACAGUGAGGACGAUGACGCCGUCGCUGGUGAAAACAACGUUCUUUGA
This is a messenger RNA of Peronospora matthiolae, 129 nucleotides long. NCBI's taxonomy places the organism in Eukaryota, Oomycota, Peronosporomycetes, Peronosporales, Peronosporaceae. The record is from the annotation of a GenBank genome assembly.